Molecule: messenger RNA, 1146 nt
Organism: Fonsecaea erecta
Lineage: Eukaryota; Fungi; Ascomycota; Eurotiomycetes; Chaetothyriales; Herpotrichiellaceae
Exons: 7
Coding region: 1-1146 (381 amino acids)
Source: RefSeq, a predicted model, not a curated record
AUGCCCGACGAGACCAGCGCUCAGGCCUUUAUCAAAACGCUGCCUCGCGGCGAUAGACGUCGGAACUGGGAAGAGAGUCGCUUCCGGUUGCUAUGCAUCAAGGUCCAGGACCGGAGCCAGCUCUCUGAGCAGACAUCCAUUGUUAACGCGGCAGUCGAGUCGGGAUGGAUACAUGGCGAAUUCGCGAGACUGAUCCAGACCGGGACCACCGGUUCUGCGGUUCUCACGGAGAACGGCAAUAUCAGUCUCAUUCUCCAGAUGCCAAAGGACCAGCUGCCCUUUAUCACCCUCUCCAUCUCAGAGCUCCCUCGAGAAGGUCGCUAUCGCGGAUCCGAUUGGGUUUGCCUCCUCUUGAUUGGGCCCGGGAUCAAUUUGGAAUCGCUGCUCAGCGAAAGUUCAUUCCCAUAUGACUAUGCCUCCCUGUCUCCCGACUUUAUGUUCCUGCCGGUCUCCGUCCUUCAGGACGAAGUGGAGCGGGUCGGAGCUGGGCUGAUGAAGUUGAAGAAAUCCGUGCUGGACGAGCAAGGGCAGGUCUUGUCCAGAGAUCCCAGAGGCCUCGAUGACACCAAGAACAAGCUUUUCGAGCUGGAGAGGACUUACCUUGAACUGUACGAAAGGUGGAAGUUUGGACAAAGCCUCGCCGAAAACCUCACCAAAUGCUUUGGCGAAAUCGUGAGGUUGCAAGCAAAGGAUAACGACAGGGCGAAAUACUCAAGAACUCUCUCCCAGCGGGUCGAGACCCAGAUCACAUUGUCGAACAUGACCCAGCAAGAGCUUGAUGCCAUCCCUUCCAAGUUGAAGCAGCAACACCGCAUGAUUGAUUCCAAAUUGAGCAUAAUGAUUGCGGAGGACACUCGCCGUGACAGCUCGUCGAUGAAGACUAUGGCGGUGCUCACUUUGCUGUUUUUGCCUGCCACUGCUCUCGCUUCCAUCUUCGGUAUGUCCAUGUUUGAUUGGGAGGCUCGGGACGGAAAAGACAUUGUGUCCCGGCACUUCUGGGUCUAUGUCGUUGUCGCAGUUCCGCUCACACUGGGCGUUCUUGCUGCCUGGAUCUUGUGGUACUCAUGGACUCAGAAGACCUAUGCAAGGAAAUGGCAAAGGGAUAUCAGAACCGGCGACGCUCAGAUAUCAAAGCAAGAGGUCUAG